AUGGAUGAAGGUCAAGUUAUUAACAAUGCUCCUGAUUUUGAAGGCUCAAACUAUGAUUCUUGGAAAACUAGAAUGGAAGCCUUUUUGAUGUCUCAGUCCUAUGAUGUUUGGCAUACUACUAUACAUGGUGUUAUAAUUCUCAAUCCUGAAAAUCUUUCUGCUGAAGACAAGGUAGCUGUAGCUAAUGAUGGGAAGGCCAAACAUGUUCUUUUCUGUGCCUUGAAGCAGCAAGAAUUUACCAAAGUGAAAUAUUAUAAGACAGCCAAGGAAAUGUGGGAAUCACUUCUGGCAGCUUAUGAGGGAAACAAUGUUAUAAAGGAAAACAAAAUUCAGCUUUUCAAGUUUCAAUAUGAAGUUUGUAAAAUGGAGGAAAGAGAGACCAUUGCAAAAUACAUGUUCAGAAUCAAUAAUCUUGUAAACAAUAUGAGAGCUCUUGGUGAAGACAUUAAAGAUUCUGAUGUGUGUAAGAAAAUUCUUAGAUCUCUCACUUCCAGAUUCAAUGCCAAGGUUACUAUUCUAGAAGACAAAGAUUUAUCCAACAUGAAGAUUGAUAAACUUCAAGCAUCUCUCAUAGCUUAUGAGAUGAGAGUUGGUCUUCCUAUUCUAUAUAGAAGAGAAAUUGCACUUAAAGCCAAGGAAACUGCUGAGGAAGAUGAGUCUAAGUCUGAAGAUGAUCUUGAAGAGGAUGAAGUGGCUUACCUUGCUAAGAAAUUCAAAAAAUUCAGGUUCAAAAAGAAAUCUCAGCAGCAAAACCUAACAUGUUAUGGGUGUGGUAAGCUUGGUCAUAUUGUGUCUAAGUGUCCUAACUCUAAGGGGAAAACUCAGAGAAAGUUUGAGGGACCUAACAACAAAGGAAGGUUUGGAAGAAAAACCUUACUUUCAAAUUGGGAAACAGCCAUUGAAGAAGAAAAGAAACCUAAAGAAGCUCAAGAAGAUGAAUGUUUAUUCAUGGCCAUCCUUGAACCUCCAAAAGAUUCAGUUGAAACUGAAGAAGAUACUGACACAGAGAUUGAAGAAAUUCUUAAAGAAUGUGAAAGACUUGCUAUAAAGUGCAAUCAACAGAAGUCUCAAAUUAGAAAGCUGAAUUCAGAACUGUUAAAGUCCAGAAAAAUUCUCACCAAACACUUAAACUCAAACUGUCAACCAUCUGCAAAGAUUAAUAAAAGAUAUUCAAUAUUUGUGAAGGCAACCACUGGUGAAGUGUAUGCAAGAUAUCCCAUUGUAAAACCUCUGAAAUCAAGGUUUGAUAUUCUUGAUAACAUCCAAAAUCCAUUGAGUUUCAAUCAGAGAGACUUUGUUACAUCAGUUGCAAGGAACUUCAAGUACAAAUGGUAUGUUGACAGUGGCUACUCAUCACACAUGACAGGUGAUGGUACCAAAUUCAAAUCUUUAAAGCAGUUUGUUGGUGGAAAUGUUAUCUUCAGAGAUAAUCAAAGAGCUAAAAUUGUUGGAAUUGGUACUGUGAGUAAGUCUAAAGAAUUGCCAGAGAUUCAAGAAGUUCUAUUGGUUGAAGGGCUCAAACAUAAUCUCUUAAGUGUCAGUCAAUUGUGUGACAGUGGGAAGGAAUUCUGUUUUAAUAAAGAAAAAUGCAAUGUGAUUGAUCUGGAAUCAAAACAAGUUUCGUUCUCAGCUAGUAGAUCUUCAGGAAAUGUUUACACAGUUACUGAAGAAAUUCAGGUCACUCAAUGCAAUUUAACAACCUCUGAUGAAGCUAAAUUAUGGCACAAGAGGUUAGGUCAUCUUCAUUCAAGAAAUAUGUCCAAGAUUCUGAAGCUGAAAGCUGUUAAAGGACUACCUGACAUCUGUUUUAAGGAUGAUCACCUUUGUAAAGCAUGUCAACAAGGAAAGUAG
Cornus florida is the source of this 1851-nucleotide messenger RNA. RefSeq lists its product as uncharacterized. Gene Ontology annotation, molecular function: zinc ion binding; nucleic acid binding. Lineage: Eukaryota; Viridiplantae; Streptophyta; Magnoliopsida; Cornales; Cornaceae. The record is from RefSeq and is a predicted model, not a curated record. The coding region runs from base 1 to 1851 and encodes 616 amino acids. The transcript has 3 exons.